CCCGUAGUUAGCAUUACCCGAGUUGAGGCCUUUAGCUCUGCCCACCGCUUGUGGAGUUCUGAGCUGUCCGCCGAGGAGAACGCCAACGUAUUUGGCAAAUGCACCAACAAGCAUGGCCACAACUACAAAGUUGAGGUCACCAUCCGAGGUCCCGUGGACCCGAUAACGGGCAUGGUCAUGAAUCUCGUCGACCUCAAAAAGUACAUGCAUCGCGCUGUUAUGGACACCAUGGACCACAAAGAUCUGGACGAGGAUGUAGAAUACUUCAAGACACGACCCAGCACGGCAGAGAACGUGGCCGUGUUCAUUUGGGAGCAGAUGGUGGCUCAACUGCCCGACUCCAGUCUGCUCCAUGAGGUCAAGCUCUACGAGACCCCGAAGAACAUUGUGCUCUACCACGGUCAAUAA
This is a messenger RNA of Monosiga brevicollis MX1, 408 nucleotides long. RefSeq lists its product as uncharacterized. The transcript has 5 exons. Gene Ontology annotation, cellular component: mitochondrion. The record is from RefSeq and is a predicted model, not a curated record. NCBI's taxonomy places the organism in Eukaryota, Choanoflagellata, Craspedida, Salpingoecidae. The annotation marks the transcript as partial.